This is a messenger RNA of Dermacentor silvarum, 8932 nucleotides long. RefSeq names its product DNA polymerase theta (gene DNApol-theta). The transcript has 25 exons. Gene Ontology annotation, molecular function: DNA binding; DNA-directed DNA polymerase activity; ATP binding. Gene Ontology annotation, biological process: DNA-templated DNA replication; double-strand break repair via alternative nonhomologous end joining. NCBI's taxonomy places the organism in Eukaryota, Metazoa, Arthropoda, Arachnida, Ixodida, Ixodidae. The record is from RefSeq and is a predicted model, not a curated record. Bases 217 to 6315 code for a protein of 2032 amino acids.
CGUAGUGAACAGGGUUCUAGUAUGUUGUAGGUUCUUUAUUCUAUGGUUGUAGCUUUUGGGUGCUCUCUCUAUGGGCCUAGCAGUACCAGUGAAACUUAUGAAGUGUUCACAUGCGCUUAAUGAUGACAAAACAGAAAUGGUGGUAAAGGAUUUCGUUCAGAUCUUCCCAACGGCGGUAAAAGAACCGCAGUGACAACCGCUAUAAAGUGCCUGCCGAUGAAGCCGCUGCACACAUCAUGGAAGCAACGCAAGUCGACAAGCCGCGCUGCCGUGUCGACACCCCCUCGGAAGACUUCGGCGUCUCAGAUCAAAGCGUGCCUGCGCAAGCAUGCCACAUCAACGCCCUGUCAGGCAGCGCCCCUCGAGUCUGGCCUGUCCCCCAUCACGCAUGCAUCAACUGCAGCAUCCAGAGAAGAGGAAGGAGAAGACCCCCUGGACCUUGGCCAUUGGGGUCUUCCAGCCGAGGUGGUGGCUGGCUAUGCCCGCAGGGGUGUCCAGCGCAUGUUUCCCUGGCAGCUCGAGUGUCUGCGCACGGGAAACGUGCUUGCUGGAGCUGGAAACCUUGUUUACUCUGCUCCAACAAGUGCUGGCAAGACACUGGUGGCCGAAAUCUUGAUGCUGAAGCGCAUCCUCGAAACAAAGACCAAGGCCUUCCUCGUGCUCCCAUUCGUGUCGCUUGCCCGUGAGAAGGAGCUUGUGCUGGCCGAGCUGUUUGGGGGCUGUGGUGUACGGGUGGGUGGCUUCCUAGGCCAGCGGAGGCCACCAGGGGGCCUCUCUGCUGUGGACCUGGCAGUGUGCACCAUAGAGCGUGCAAACAACCUGCUCAAUGGGAUGCUGCUUGACCAGGGGACCCUGGGGGAAUUGGGGAUCCUUGUGGUUGAUGAACUCCACCUGGUCGGUGAUGCUCAUCGAGGAUACCUGCUUGAACUGAUGCUCACAAAAGUGGCCUAUGCACAGAAGAGAGGCCUGGUGGGACCGCGGGGCAUUCAAGUGGUGGCCAUGAGUGCCACCCUUGCCAACCUGUCUGCCCUGGCUAAGUGGCUCAGUGCUGACCUCUACCAAACUGACUUUCGACCUGUGCCUUUGCGACAGCUGUUCAAGUUGGGCCAGCAUUUGUGCGAAGGUCCUGACCUGCGACCUGUCCAGCGUCUGCCUGCCAGUGCAUCAGAUGACCCAGAGGGCCUCCUUGCAUUGUGCCUGGAGACUUGGGCUGAAGGGCAUGCACUGCUAGUCUUCUGCCCGACGCGACGCUGGUGCGAAGCACUGGCAGCCUCACUGGCCCGCACUGUGCAGCAGCUUGUCACCGGCACUCACAACCCAGGUGACCCACGGCAAGAACUGGCCGAGAAGCUGCGAUCCCAGACGUGCACGGCAAUGGGUCAACGUCUGCUGGAGCAGCUGCGGUCCACACCAGGAGCGAUGGAUCCCGCUCUGGCCUCGUGUCUCUCCGCACAAGUGGCAUUCCACCAUGCGGGUCUGACGAUGGAGGAGCGGGACCUGCUGGAGUCAGCAUUCCGGGAAGGCACCAUUCGCGCCCUGGUAGCUACUACGACCCUUUCGUCUGGGGUGAAUCUCCCGGCACGGCGAGUCAUCAUCCGGUCGGCCAACUUCCAGGGGCGCCCCAUUGACUCCCUCUCCUACCACCAGAUGGUGGGGCGGGCAGGACGCAUGGGCCUUGACACACAGGGCGAGAGCAUCCUGAUGUGCCGUGACGUGGACCGACCUCUAGCACAGCGAUUGAGUCGUGCAGAAGCGCAGCCCAUCACUUCCUGCCUCUCGGGCAGCAGCACCAGUUUGCGUAGGGCAUUGCUGGAGGUGGUGGCCAGUGGUGUGGCAAACAAGCCAGAGGAACUCUGCCUCUACACUCAGUGCACUUUGCGCCACCAACUUUGCUCUGGUGAUGGAGCAAAAGAAGAUCUUGAUGGGGCACUCCAGUUUUUGGUCGACCACCAGCUUGUCCACCUCCAGGGGGAAGACGGAGAUCGACGCUACUGUCCCAGCCAGCUGGGUCGUGCCGUUCUCGCAUCGGGGCUUUCGCCCGAUGACGCGCUGGCCAUGGUCGGUGAGCUGGAGCGCGCCCGGCGUUGUCUGGCCCUCGACAGUGACUUGCACCUGGUGUACCUGGUCACACCUGGACACCUUGGUUCGCAGCUAGGCUCGCUGGACUGGGGCCGCUACCAGGAACUGUGGGAGCGGCUGUCGGCCGCACAACGCCGCGUUGCGGCUCUGGUGGGUGUCGACGAAGCGUGCAUGGCACGGGCGGCCGCUGGCCGAGCCCCACCCCCUGGCCGCCUCCUGGAUGGGUGCCGCCGCUUCUACCUGGCACUUGCCCUGGAGCGGCUGGCCUCCGAGCGCCCCCUGGCGGAGGUGGCACGCAUAUUCGCUUGCCCUCGUGGCCUGCUCCAGUCGCUGCAGCAGGGAGCCGCCACCUUUGCCGGCAUGGUGUGCGUGCUGUGCCAGCGACUGGGAUGGCGCCACCUGCAACUGCUGGUGUCCGAGUUUCAGGCACGGCUGCACUUUGGGGUCCAGCCUGAGCUGUGCCCGUUGCUGGCCCUGCCCAGCCUCGACGGCCCACUGGCACGUGUCGUCUUCGAUGCAGGCUUUGCUGAUCCCACUGCCCUCGCCCAGGUGGCGCCUCAGGAGCUUGACAUCACGCUGCGCAACACGGGGCCUUUCCAGGGCAGGGGUGAGUCUCGCUGUUGGCAGUUGUCUGUGCAUGGCACAGUGACGACCACCCAGCUGGCCGACAUCCUGGUGCGCGAGGCAAGGGCAGUGGUUGAAGGAUCCCUGGGUGCAGCUGUGGCUUGGGCCGACAAGGUUGCCGUAGCUAACGGAUUGGCUUCGGUCAAGAUGAGCCAAGCUGAUGGCACAGAGAAGGACGAGGAAUUUCAAGAAAAGAUGAGACCGAAUAUCCGUGUAGGUACUCAAAUUGGCAAUUUGUCAAACACAAGUCAAGGCAGUGGACCACUGCAAGAUGCCACAGAAAAUGGUGCAUUUGUACGCUCACAGAAUUCUAGCCCAUCAACGUGCCGAGUUGUGCCGUCGUCUCAAACAGUUCCAGCUUUCACACAUCAACAAGCUACAUGCACAAGGCAUGGUGAUGUAGAGUCACCCAGUGCGCUCUCCCCACCAAAAGAAGCAGCGGCUGUUCACUCUGAGCAUAUCGCUCAAGGACAGGACAAUGCUCUCGACGUGCAGCCUUCAAUGUCAGUCCCGUGGUCAUCUUUACGGCCUGGCGGAACCAUUGCCAUUCUUGAAUUAGAAGUGCACGAUUCAGAAGAUGAGGAGCGCCUCACACUAGACAGACUUUUUGGAAGUUUACCCAUCGCAUCACCGAGUUCGCCAGUGGAAGUGAGACAAGCUUCCGCAGACUCACCAUCGUUGGCUAGGACUGUCGUUGAAUCAAACCUGGACGACGCCAUUUUGUUCUGGGAGAAUAACAGCUCACCACUGUCUUCACCGACAGUGGAACAGGAUAGCAAAGAGGUGCGAACACUCCCGGGUACGAAUAAUCCCCGUGGGGCUUCACCAAAGGAUGACGACUGUUAUAUGCUGAGCGGAAGUCUUAUGGUGAACACGCAGAUGCUAAAUGCUGAAAAAGAAAACUUCCCAUCACCGUUUAAAAACGGCACACGUUGUAAGGCAAGAGUCCUCUCCCCGCAAGUUCGAGUGUCUAAUAAGAAUAAUGCUCAGAAAACAACCGAUGCAGACCACAAAACAUUGCCACCCACUGCCUCACCCAACAGCAGAGUGUUGCGAUCCCAGGCUAGGGGAUCUCGUCAGAACCAGGAGAAAAUUCAGCACGAUUCAUCAUCACACCAGAGGGGUCUUUCAGCGAUGAGCGACUCCUUCGACUGUGGCAGCAGCUUUUUUCAGGACAUGGUUGUUCCGAGGACAAGUAAGCUCAAGAGUCCACCACUGACCCUGUUGAAGAGCAGACGGGGCGAUAGAUCAUCCAAGUUAGCGAGCCAAGCCACUGCUCCCUCUCCCAGGAGAGACUCCUACAGGCUUAGCGGGAGUUUUGUCCUGGACAGCCAGACCAUCAAAGCCAUGGAUGGGGUGACACUCGCUGAAGGCAUUGUAGAGAAUGCUGCAGACGAUGCACAUGACUGCAACGUUGCCAAUGGAACUUCAGACAAUGAUCCACUAGGCCCUGCCCAUCCAAAACCACUGCUGACAGACACCAGCUCUAUCGAAAUUUCUGGGGGCAUUUGUUCUCUAGGAAGCUCCACAUUGUCCGAGCUCUUCAGCUCACCGGGCAACGUCGUCUUGAAGUCGGAGAACAGCAGCCCUGACAGCGAACGGAGUGGCCGGUCCUCAAAGUCUUCCAAAGGUCGCAAGAGGAGUGCUUCGGAAGGCGAGCUCUUCUCGUCUACGGAAGACAGCAGCGUACACUCGCUGGACUCGCUGGCCGACCGAGUUCGUGAAGAGUUUGCCUGGGAGCAUGUUAAGUCUGCGCGGGACUUUGUGUGCCAGUGGGAGAAGCAGAAGGAGUUUGCGAUGGCCCUGGUUGUGAAGAGCCAUAUGGAAGUGCAGCCAUCCAUUGGGCUGGCAAGAAGUACGAGGGUCAUUGCAAAGUCCUCCAAGAACCCUUUUGUUGUUGACAGCAAGUGUGCCAUGGGUGUUGCUGUCUGCUGGGGGAAGUACCAGGCACAUUACUUGCAGUUAGACGGGGUGGCACCCGCUCAGAUAGACCAGCUGUCGCAUCUCCUGGCAGCUGCCAAGCGGGUGGUUGUGCCAGACGUCUUGGAGGCCCUGCGUUUUCUGGCCAGGCCCUGCAGCCUUGACCCGUCUCGACUCAGGUGGGAGGAGCCCCGGCUGGCUAACUGGCUCCUGGAUCCCAACCAGGGCGAGGCUACAUUUGCCAACAUGGUGGACCAGUGGGCACCUCACCUUCAACCGCUGUUGGAAGGUGUCAACAACUCUAGUGACAUCCUGGAGGAAGCUGCUGCCAGGUUGUCUGUGCUGGUGUGGCACCUCCAGAAGCCUCUGGUGUCGGCGCUGAAGCGGGCCAACAUGUACUCCCUCUACAAAGAGCAAGAGGUGCAGCUGCUGGGUGUGCUGUCCAAGAUGGAUCUCAAUGGCAUCGGCUACGACCCAGUUUGUGCCCAGCAGACAGUGGCGCAAGUGGACGGGGCUCUGGAAGCACUUCAAAGGGAGGCCUGGGCACUGGCAGGGCGUCAAUUUGCACUCAGCUCUGCUCGACAGGUGGAAGCCACAAUGAAGGCUAAGGUCGCACCACUGGUGAAAGGCGCCCUGCCUCCCGGCGCCCUGAGCAGCCGGGCGGCUCUGACCCAGCUGUCCACGGUGCACCCGCUGCCAGCCAAGGUGCUCGACUGGAAGAAGCUGCGGGGUGUCGUCGCUCUGAACCUGCGCCCACUGAGCCUCCACCAGCGAAGACUGCAGCCAAGUGGUGGCAGACUGUCUCGAAUUCGGCCGUGGAGCCAACCCUGGACGGCCACAGGUCGAGUGAUGGUCACUGAACCUAACCUGCAGGGCAUUUUCAAAAGCUUCACUGUUUGCACCGAGUCACCAGUCAGCAUCAGCGUUCGUGCAGCCUUCCGGCCUUUUCCAGGUGCGGUUCUCCUGACUGCCGACUAUUCCCAGUUGGAACUGCGGCUCCUUGCACACCUCUCCCAAGACACACAGCUGUGCAAAGUCUUCCAUGCUGGUGGCGAUGUCUUCCGCCGCAUGGCCGCCCUCUGGAGCCGCUGUGAGGAGGAAGCUGUUGAUGCUUCACUGCGGCAGAAAACAAAACAGAUCUGCUACGGCAUCACCUAUGGCCAAGGUGCACGCUCGCUCGCCCAGCAACUUGGAGUAGAGCACUCGGAAGCUGAGGCCAUGAUCGCCCAGUUCCGACAGGCUUUCCCUGGCAUGCAGCGCUAUGCCGACCAGCUUCUGGAGCGUGCCCGUGUCACGAACGAGGUCCGCACGCUGCUAGGCAGGCGGCGCCCCCUGGUGGACCUACAUAGCGGGAGCAGCAAGGACAGGGCCAAGGCCGAGCGGCAGGUGCUGAGCACGGCUGUGCAGGGCUCGGCUGCGGACCUGCUUCGACGAGCACUGCUCUCGCUCGACGGUGCCCUUGCACGACGCUUUCCCGACUCAAGGGGUCUGCUGCCGGAGGAGCCACCAACACAUGGUGCCUUUUUGGUCCUCCAGAUGCACGAUGAGCUUCUGCUUGAGGUGUGCGAGGCGGAUCUGGACACGGUGUCCAGCAUGGUGCGCAAGUCCAUGGAGGAAGCAGCCAAGCUGUCCGUGCCUCUUGUAGUGCGACUUCGUGCCGGACCCGACUGGGCCCAUCUGGAUGAACUGUAGUCUGAUCAGUGAUGGACGGCAGGUUGAACCGGCGCGUUGAAAUUUGUGUCUUCAGUGGAGACACUCCUUGUGGCCUCUGCAACUCUUGCUUUACCACAAUUGCUACUUUUGCUAGUUUCUUGUGAUGUUUGAUAAUUUAUUCUAAUUUAUGCCCCCACCACAGAAGGUUUUGGACCACUAGAUUUAGGAAAACAAACAACUAAACUGUUCCAAUCUGCCCUCACAUUGAAAGGUGCAGCAGAUACUCCUCUGCACCAAGUGAGGAAAUAGUGAUGACACAUACCUUUUUCGUGAAUUCGGGGCUGCGAGAACUUGUGCGGUCAACUGUACAUAAUGUAAAACAUUAGUCAUGGUUGUGAUACUUUCGAGGUUUCCAGAAAUGCUGCUCUGUGAUAUGUUAUUGUUACGGCCAUCUGUUCUCCGACUUGGAAAAUGUACAGCACGACCGUCUCUCACAGUAUAUGACAUUGCAAGUGUAUUUUUUGCACAGUGUGGGACGCUGCUGGUCGUGGACACACUAGGCAUAGCUAAUGUGAGCACAUAAACGUAUUUAUGUGCACAUUUGGUGUCUGAACCUAUUUUGUGCACUGUGUCACGACUGUCCUUGCUGACAAGGACACCAUUACAAUGUGUGACACCCAGGCACCUUGACUGUUUCUUGUUUGAAACAUAUCACUUAUGGUAUGACAUCAUGUCACAGGGAAUUCGCUAGCACAAAACAAAUUAGGAACAGAACAUUCACAGGCUACCAGCUGAAGUUUAUGUAGAUAAUGCUUUAAGUACAGCAAAUAAAACUCAGUUGGUAAAUGGCACCCGUCUUGCCACGUGUACCUUGUGUGUAAAGGUAUUUAAAGAUUUAAAUGUACUUAAAAGAUUUCAAGAAUACACUUGGUGGCACGUGCGGCUGUUCUGUUUAAAAUGCAAUGCUCAUCUUGUCAUCAUGUUCUGUGUCCCGUCUGUGCUGUACACCUUUGAAUGUCCUGCAACAUGCAUGACUAGCUAGCUCUAACCAACAUUCUGCCAAGUCAUAUGGUAUGCAUUUGAAUAUGUUGGUCAAAAUCCCACUCAUCUAUGCAAACUUACAUGAAGCAAUCGGUUGGGAUUGACUGAUAAGCAGCCAGGCUGUUACUUGACACAUAUUUUGAUAGGUGGCUUACAUUUAUUUAUCACGGAAGAAUGAAAUCAAAGCCACUCUUAUAAAGUAAAAGCUUAAAAUGUCCCAAAGAAGGAGCGAUGUGAGCGUAAACAUUAUUGUCUUGUUCCCACUGCCCAGGAGAACGUUCAGUGUUCUAGUGUCUCACUGUUAUACCGAAUACGUGAGAUGUUGUUUUACGUUUUUAAUGUUAUAUGUGCCCCACAAAAGUUUCUGCCUUUAAGAUGUUUUAGUGUGAUUUAAAAUGUGUUUUUGAUUUUAUUUUCCUAAUCUUCACCACAUAUAAAGUAAUGUUAUAUGGUUUGUGGUUUACACUUCUAUCUCCAUAGUGCUUCCCUAAAUAAAAUAUUCUUUAAAUUUUUUUUUAUUUUACAUUAUGCAUUUACCAUAAAAUUUGUUUUUAUUUUUGUAGAUUUGAGUUUACUGUUUAUUAGACAAUUUUAUAGUCCACAUCAUAUUAGUUUACUUAAAUGGUGCAGUUGUUUAGAAAUUAUCGUGUGUUUUAGCAUUACAGUAGAACCUUUUUGAUUCGUUCCUGUUAUGCUCUGCCAGCUCUUCUACUGUGAAGCACCAGUCCCAUUUAGUUUCCACACAGUCAUGUGUACUAGAUUCCUGUCUGUCAUGUUUACCUUCAUGGUUGUUACGUCCAAGAGCUGCUACAGCGCACCACAGAUGGGGCAUUAUCUGUCAGAAUAGGCUGUGUUGAUCACCGUAUGUUGCUGCUGAAAAUAGUCGCUUAGCAAAACCUGCUAUGUGCUUCAGAAAGAUGGCCAUCGCCGUCUUCAGAUCGUCACCGCUCUCAGCACGGCUCACAAAGCCAAAAGUGGACAAAGGCACAAAAAUUUCAUCUUAGACCAACUUUCGAAGAUGCUCUCUCGUGACCUUUGAUGCCUUGCAUGGUUACUUUCAUAUACAAGGCUGUGAGAAAACUGAAAAGAGGACGUGAGUGCUCUAAAAGAGGCUGUUACUUAUAGAAGAUUCAACCCAGGCACCAAGUGGGAAUUAGAAGCUGCGGCCACUCCAAAAAAGUGUUUAAUGUUUAGGUUAACCACCAGGCCGCAAUAAUGAACUUUACGCAGCGGGUUUUCAAUACUUUGUCGACUUCCUAUUCAACUUUAAAUUGGGUUUUGUAUGAGAGUAGCUUCUUUUCUCAUCAGUAUUGCCACUGUAAGCGUUAUCAGAUGUGUUUGCCUGGAGCAUGUUCUUUUUCCAGUGUACCCUAAAGAAUGUAUCAAUGGGGUUUUACUGUAUUUACCAAAAUAGAUUAUCUGGCAGCAUGCACCAGUAAUGUUGAACUCAUUGCUUUCGGCAGUGGUAUCAGUUUUAUUUGCUGGUUAUUUCGUUGAGCAUUCUCCUGUGGGUAAUUACUGCCACAAGGCUUUAUUACAAGUCCUUACUUACAAGCUUUUCAAACCCAUACAAUUGCUUACAUAAUAAAAUUGCUGAUAAUGAAAUUCUUCCUAA